This is a messenger RNA of Plasmodium berghei ANKA, 1557 nucleotides long. RefSeq names its product plasmepsin V, putative. Lineage: Eukaryota; Apicomplexa; Aconoidasida; Haemosporida; Plasmodiidae. Gene Ontology annotation, molecular function: aspartic-type endopeptidase activity. Gene Ontology annotation, biological process: proteolysis. The record is from RefSeq and is a predicted model, not a curated record. The coding region runs from base 1 to 1557 and encodes 518 amino acids. The transcript has a single exon.
AUGUGUUUUUCUAAAUUAUAUAAUUUUAUUACUUAUUUUAUAAUAAUAAAUAUUUUAGUUCAAGCAAAUACUGAAAAUGAAGAUAUAUUGAAUAAAAAUAGCGAAAAAAAUGAGGAAAUAUACAAAUAUAAAUUAUAUGGAGAUAUUGAUGAAUAUGCAUAUUAUUUUAUGGAUAUAAAUAUAGGAACACCUGGGCAAAAACUUUCACUAAUAGUAGACACUGGAUCGUCUUCGCUAAGUUUCCCAUGUUCAGAAUGUAAAGAUUGUGGGGUGCAUAUGGAAAAUCCUUUUAAUUUAAAUAAUUCAUCAACGUCAUCGAUUUUAUAUUGUAAUGAUAAUAUUUGCCCAUAUAAUUUAAAAUGUGUAAAAGGAAGAUGUGAAUAUUUACAAUCUUAUUGUGAGGGAUCUCGAAUUAACGGUUUUUAUUUUUCGGAUAUUGUAAGGCUCGAAUCGAACAAUAAUACUAAAAAUGGAAACAUAACUUUUAAGAAACAUAUGGGAUGUCAUAUGCAUGAAGAAGGGUUAUUUUUACAUCAACAUGCGACGGGAGUAUUGGGGUUAAGUUUAACAAAACCAAAAGGUGUACCGACUUUUAUUGAUUUAUUAUUUAAAAGUUCCCCUAAAUUAAAUAAGAUAUUUUCAUUGUGUAUUUCUGAAUAUGGAGGUGAACUAAUUUUAGGGGGAUAUAGCAAAGACUAUAUUGUCAAAGAAGUUUCAAUUGAUGAAAAGAAAGAUAAUAUUGAACAUAAUAAGAAUGAAAAUAUUAAUUCGAUUAAUAAAUCGAUUGUAGAUGGUAUACUUUGGGAAGCUAUAACUAGAAAAUAUUAUUAUUAUAUAAGAGUCAAAGGAUUUCAAUUAUUUGGUACAACUUUUUCUCAUAAUAACAAAAGUAUGGAAAUGCUAGUAGAUUCUGGUAGUACUUUUACACAUCUACCUGAUGAUUUAUAUAAUAAUUUGAAUUUUUUUUUUGAUAUAUUAUGUAUACACAAUAUGAACAAUCCUAUUGAUAUAGAGAAAAAAUUAAAAAUAACAAAUGAAACGCUAAGCAACCAUCUUUUAUAUUUUGAUGAUUUUAAAUCUACACUAAAAAAUAUAAUAAGUAGUGAAAAUGUGUGUGUAAAAAUAGCUGACAAUGUACAAUGUUGGAGAUAUUUAGAAAAUUUACCAAAUAUAUAUAUUAAACUAUCUAAUAAUACUAAACUAGUAUGGCAACCUAGUUCUUAUUUAUAUAAAAAAGAAUCAUUUUGGUGUAAAGGACUAGAAAAACAAGUAAAUGACAAACCUAUUCUUGGAUUGAGUUUUUUUAAAAAUAAACAAAUUAUAUUUGAUCUUAAAAAUAAUAAAAUUGGGUUUAUUGAAUCAAAUUGUCCAUCUAAUCCGAUUAAUACAAGACCGAGAACUUUUAAUGAGUAUAAUAUAAAAGAAAAUCAUUUAUUCAAACAAUCAUAUUUUAGUUUAUAUGCCUUUUCCAUAAUUAUUGCCUUAACAUUUAUACUUUACAUUAUCUUAUACAUUAAAAAGUUUAUAUGUUCCUAUUACAACCCAUUGCAUGGAUAA